Molecule: messenger RNA, 1647 nt
Organism: Effrenium voratum
Lineage: Eukaryota; Dinophyceae; Suessiales; Symbiodiniaceae
Source: the annotation of a GenBank genome assembly
AUGCUCGUUCUACAGCAAAAAGCUGCCCUUGCGAAUGAAAAGCAGCUUUGCAGACCGGCCUCCGCUUCCAUCGUGGUCUCCAAUCUUUGCCUGCAGGUGCUGUGGGAUGCCUUAGGCAUCGAAGGCACUGGAUCCCAAUAUGAAUCUCUGAAACCUUCCAAAGCUGAUGUGUUUAUCAGCCAUUCCUGGUCGUGUUCAACUUGGAUGAAAGGCCUGGCAGUGUGUCACUAUUUGAAUCUCGACAUGGCCAUUCUCUCAUCCCACCUUACGACCAUGCUUGGGGUUUUGAUCCUCCUCUUCUUUUCAGGCAGCUUUAGUGGUGUGGCGCAGUUGGGUUGCGGCCUUGUUGGCGGCGCCUUAAUCGGCUGGCCGGUGACGGCGUUCCUGAUCGUCUACUUCUUUGGGCAUGUGGCAAUCCGCAAGAAAUUCUGGCUCGAUCGAGUCUGUGUGGAUCAAGAUGAGCAAGACCUGAAGUUGCAGAUUCUUCAAGCGCUUCCUUGCUUUGUGGCCCAGUCCGCGCAAGUACUAGUUCUUUGGGACGCCACCUACUUUGAAAGAUUGUGGUGCAAUUAUGAGCUUGCGGUGCACGCUAAGACGUGUACCUCCACAGACUCUACUCAGCUGGUACCUUUGUGGAUGCCUCUUUGGACUUUGGCCUGGUUUAUUGUUUCUACUCUGACCGCUGCUCUAUGUAUUGGAACACAGAGUGCGCAGAUUGCUCUGGAGUCCAGAGCUUCGAUCUUUGCCUCUCAGUUUUAUUCUACCGUAUUGCCGUCCUAUGUCUACUUUGUGUGCGCUCUGCCCUUUGCAUGGUUUUGCAUCCGGAAGCUUGACAAUCACAAGCUCAUGAUGGAUCAGAUUGCACAUUUCGACCUCAGGAAUGCAAAGUGUAAAGAGGAGGCUGACCGCAAACUUAUUGAAGAACAAGUCGUGCAGCUUUUUGAUGAGGCUCUUGACGCCCCCUUAGAGGUUUGCUUUUGUGACAUACCGCCCUCCAAGACGGAGCAUUGCACCAAUGACAAAAGGCCGCUUGUUUCACCAGAGGACCUUCGCGACUUCCGUCACAUCACCAGCUACCCGACUCCUGAUCAGAUUGUUGAUCAGUUCAACUCUUAUGUGAGAGGCCCACUGUGUGAUAUCAUAGAGGCAUCGGUGGGGAACGAGCAACACGUGUCUGCCAAGUUGUGUUGGGUUGGCAUGUUUCCUGUAUUCCUUUCGGCCCUGGUCACAGUGCUGAGUUGCGACGGACGGUCUGACUGCCAAACAUCCGCGGACUAUGCAGGCUUCCGUUCGGUGUCACAAUAUAUGGCCACGAAUGCAAUGAUGAACCUGGUAUUUAUGCCUUUGGUCACCAUGCUGGGCUUACCAUUGAUGCUUCGGGCCAACUCGCUGACUACUGGCUACAUUGAAAGCAGCUGGUUGCAGAUGCUUGCAGGGUCCGUUCUGAGCGGCUUGGUGCUGAAGGCGACAAAUGUCCUGAUGUACUCGCAACGUGGCAUGAUGCUGGUAGUGGCAACUCGAUUUUCGGCCUGGUGGCUGGUUGGUCUGACGGCCAGUGUUUUGCUAGAGCUUGUGCUAUGGUGGCUUCUGUUUCGAAGAAACCAGCCACACCUGCCCUUGGCACGGUUGCUUUCACAAGCAUAUUGA